AUGAGCUCGAGCGCGCCACCCGCCAAGCGCUCCAUCACGCAAGACUUUACGGGCGACAAGGACGCGCUCGUGCCGCUCGAAAAGGUCGACCAGCUGCUCACCCAGCCCGGCUCGGCACUCGAGACCGAGGUGCGCCUCGUCAACGGUCGCCUCACCACCGUGUGGAAGCUGCUCCCCAACUCGGUGCGCGAUCUGUGGCUCUUUUCUGCCUCGACGUAUGCAUCGAGACCGUUCAUCGUCGCCGAGGGUGAGUCGCACACGUAUGCCGCUGUGCACAAGCGCGCGCAGCUCGUCGCGACGUGGCUCUCGCGCCAGCUCGGCGUGCAAAAGGGCGACCGCGUGGCCAUCGUCGGGCGCAACCACGUCGAGUUCGUCAUCGGCUUCUACGCGGUCCAUCUGCUCGGCGGUGUGCCGGCGUUGGUCAAUGCCUUCCUGCCCGGACAGGCCAUGUACGACUGCAUCCGCGACGUAGGGUGCAAGGCGGCGCUGUUCGAUGUAGAGCGUUUCCGCCGCAUGCGCGACAGCGACACGGACCUCAUCAAGAAGCUCUUUGGCCCCGCGGGUCCGGACUGCGUCGACGACUUUGACUGCGUCCCCGGUGCGCACUCUGGUCUUUCGGGCGUGGCUGUCUUCCCGCGUGCGGUGUCGGGCAUCGUGCCGGAGAACCAGCGCGAGUGGACGGGCGGUAAGGCGGGUGACAAAGUGUACGAUGCGCACGAGCUCGACCGCCAGUACGCCGACGUGGCACAGCGCGCCGAUGCGAUCCCCAAGAUCGAGAUCCUGCCCGAGGACAUGGCGAGCGUGCUCUACACGUCCGGCACCACGGGCAAGCCCAAGGGUGUGGCUGCGACGCACCGACAGUUCCUCUCGGCCGGUCCCAAUGCCGGCUACGGCGUGGCGAGCGCAUACGUGCGUCGCGGACUCGCACCGCCCGUGCCGCAGCCCGACGACGAACAGGCUUCGAGCAUCCUGCUCAUCCCGCUCUUCCACUCGACGGGCAUCCAGUCCGGCCUGGUCCCCAGCACCGCGCGUGGCACCAAGAUCUGCCUCAUGCCAAAGUACGACGUGGAUGCUGCGGCACGCAUGAUCCAGGAGCACAAGGUGCAGAUCGCCGUGGGCAUCGGAUUCAUGGUGCGCGAGCUGGUGCUGAGCAAACAUGCGCUGCCUUCGCUCGAGGCCAUCUCGCACGGUGGCUCGUCGAGUGCCAAGGAGAUCCCCGAAGAGGCACGUGCCAAGAAACCCGCCAUGCUCGUAGGUCAGGGAUACGGAUCCACCGAGGUCAACGGCGCCGCUUCCGCAUUGGCUAGUGACGACUACCGUCUACGCCCCACCUCGGCAGGUCGUGCACCACCCACCAUCGACAUCCGCAUCGUCGAUCCGGACACGCUCGUCCAGGUGGCCAACGGCAAGGUGGGCGAGAUCUGGAUCCGUGGCCCCAACACGGCGCUCGGGUAUUGGGGCAAGAAGAAGGCGACUGAAGAGGCGUUUACGCGCGAUGGGUACUUCCGCACCGGCGAUCUGGGACGCAAGGAGGACGACGGCUUCAUCUACGUCAUGGACCGCUCCAAGCACAUUAUUAUCCGCGGCGGCGAGAACAUCAGCGGCACCGAGGUGGAGACGGCCAUCUAUUCGGAGCGUCGCAUCAUCGAUUGUGCGGCGGUACCUAUUCCGGACGACCGCUUUGGCGAGACCGUCGGCAUCGUGUGUGUGCCGCGCGCCGAGUUCCAGAAGCAAAACCGCCCCACGGAGGAGGACGUGCUCAAGGUGGCUAGGAAGCUGCUGCCCAAGCACGAGGUGCCGGAUUUCAUCUGGAUCCGCGACGAACCGCUCGAGCGCAACGCCAAUGGAAAGGUCGACAAGGCCAUCGUCAAGGAGGCUGCUCGCAAGCGACAUGCCGAGCAAAAGGCGGCGAGCGCAAAGCCCAAGCUCUAG
Moesziomyces antarcticus is the source of this 1932-nucleotide messenger RNA. Its product is annotated as long-chain-fatty-acid-- ligase. The coding region runs from base 1 to 1932 and encodes 643 amino acids. The record is from RefSeq and is a predicted model, not a curated record. The transcript is spliced from 2 exons. Lineage: Eukaryota; Fungi; Basidiomycota; Ustilaginomycetes; Ustilaginales; Ustilaginaceae.